CGGAGCGGAGCGCGGCGGCGGCAGCGCGAAGAAGGAGAGCCGCUGAAGUUGUAGCUCCAAAAAGUUUGCCGUGUAUCUUUCACCUAGUGUUCCAGAUCAGGAACCACAGGGGGGGGGGGAGGAAGAGGCCGAGGGACUGCUGACUGCUGACUUUUCCUUUCCCUUUUCCACGAGCAACUUUGUGGGAGCCGUCCUGCUCUGUAAAACUUCAGCAAGCCUGCUAAAGAAGCUGAAAGAACAAAGAAUGAAAACACCUGGAGAAAGUGGGUUCGCCUUCCCAGACUGGGCAUACAAGCCUGAGUCGAGCCCCGGGUCCAGACAGAUCCAGCUGUGGCACUUCAUCCUGGAGCUGCUCAGAAAAGAAGAGUAUCAUGAUGUCAUCGCCUGGCAGGGGGACUACGGCGAGUUUGUCAUCAAGGACCCGGAUGAAGUGGCCCGGCUGUGGGGGGCCCGGAAAUGUAAACCCCAGAUGAACUACGAUAAGCUUAGCAGGCCAUUAAAAUACUACUACAACAAGAGGAUACUCCAUAAGACCAAAGGCAAGAGGUUCACAUACAAGUUCAACUUCAAUAAACUGGUUUUGGUCAACUACCCCUUCAUUGACAUGGGCUCCACUGGAAGCAGCGUCCCACAGAGCGCUCCUCCUGUCCCCACUGGUGCAGGGACUCACUUCCGUUUCCCUCCCUCCACACCAUCUGAAGUCCUCUCCCCGAAUGAAGACCUACGCAGCCCUGGUGGCAUGUUCAGCUCUGUGGCCCGACGUAUGGCCCGUGGCUCCGUUAGCGACUGCAGCGAUGGCACCUCUGUCAAUUCUGAGAUUGAGGAUGGCAACACGGGAGCGGGAGAAGAGAGGGGAGAGAGGGGUGUGAGUGGAGGAGGACAUGGUGGUGUUGGUUACAGAAGCAUCAUUCAUCCACGUCUUUCUCAUGAAGCCCUGUUUCGCAUGUACGGAGGACCAGGCAACCCCGCUGGACACCCAGGCUCCCGUGGCCCUGCUGGGCACCGGAUCCACCAAGAGCCCCUGUCCCCCUUCCCUGUGUCUCCUUUACCAGGACCAGGAGGAGCCGGUCUGCUAGCACCUCCUCUGUCUCCAGCGCUCUCCAUGACCCCAACAUCUCACCUCCCCUACACCCCCUCACCCACACUGUCACCAAUGUUAGGCUCUCACUUCUCCUUCAACGCUGAGGACAUGAAACGCUACCUGCAGGCUCACACCCAGUCCGUGUACAACUACGGCUUGAGCCCCAGAGCCUUCCUCCAGUACCCCAACAUCGUCAUCCCUCAGCCCCACCGGCCAUCUGCAGAAAAAACCCUGACCGGAGAGAGAGGAGAGAGAGCAGAACGAGUAGCUGCCGGGGUAGGAGAGCGGCACCAUCAUCCAUCCCUGGCUCACUCCGCCCACCACCAUCCGCAUUCGCAUUCGCAUCCGCAUCCGCAUCCGCAUCCGCCUCAUUCCGCCCAUCCUCACCCCCAUUCUCACUCCAUGCACCACUCGCUCCACCUGGGUGAGGAACCUCCACACAUGUCUCCCUUCAAGUUCAAGCUGCAGCCACCACCGCUGGGCAGGAAGCAGAGAGAUAGUCAGAGUAAACCCAGGCAGAGCUCCAUGUCCUCAGGCUCAGGAUCUGGGUCCAUGUCAUCUACAUCUGGCCUCGGCUCCUCGCUGUCGUUUGGCAGCGACCUAAGCUCAGCCAGUGGCUCAGGCCUGAUUUCUGCCUCCUCCUCGACACAGUCCCUAAACAGUGCAGGACUUCCCAAGAUAAAGGUGGAGCCCAUCUCUGAUAUCGAGUCAGAGGAAGAGGUGGAGGUGACCGACAUUAGUGAUGAGGACCCAGAUGAGCGAGAUGAGGAUUUUGAGCUCUUUUCCCCUCGCCACCCCAGACCCCUCAACCACCACCACCACCACCACCACCACCAUCACCAUACUAACGGCACAGCAAUGCCCAAACACCAUCCCCAUCCUGAUGAGGACCUUGAUGAGGACGUGUUCAAAGCCCCUGCUCCGCCUCCGCCUAGCCUGAUGCCCUUCUUCACCUCACAUCACACACACUCCACUUUGCAUCGCGGGUUGCCCACCCUCAAGAGUGAACCCAUUGAACCAGGGGAUGGUCACACACCUCCCCCUCAGACAGGGUCGGCUGGAGCUUCCCAGACAAAAUGCAUCCCCCUAAAGUUGCGAUUCAAGAGGCGCUGGAGUGAAGACCAGCGCAUGGAGGCCUCACAGGAGGAGUCGGACGACAAGAAAGUACGACCCCAGGAGGAGAGGGAAAAGGAGAGGCAAAGUAAUGGACGGAUGGAGAUGGAUGAAGAUGGGACAGGCAGCGGGGAUGGAGACAGUCCUCCACCGUUGACGUACGAGGGCUCUUUAACCACACCGUUGUCUUCACAGCGGAGAGUGAGUGCUGAGCUGCAUCGUGCCACUGCACAGCUGUCUCUGGAAAACAAAGACUGCUGAUGUGAGACACAAACACUACUGCUCCAGUAGUACUGGAGGUGGAACAGGGGUGUGUAAAUGGUCUCUCUGUAAUCCCUCUUCCACACUUGCAAACUAGAUUCCUGAAACCUCCAGUGAACUGAGAGCUCAGUCCAACAUACACACAUACUAAACCUUCACCUCAAAGAAAGCCUGACUCUUGUUUUGUCAAAUCUUUCACCAGACCUCUGUCUGGAUCAGGGUUCUUCUGGGACACAUCUUUUUUGGGAGGUGGGACUCACUCAGACUAAGCCAUGCCAGCCAACAGUGACUGUGAUGGGGGUGAAAUCAGAGGGAGGCUCCCCUUAUGAAACUUGACUCCAAGUUCACCUCCCACCUGGCCAGUGAAGCUCCCCAUGCCCUGCACCGGUAGCACAGCUCCCUCAUUCAGACCCCAUCCGUCAAAUCAGCAGCACUUUCCUGAGGAGACACACACUUCCCUUAAAACCCAGAAACCAACCUAGGAUGAUGUUGCUUACACUCUCCCCUAUGUUUUUUUUCCUGAAAGCUGGUGGGACUUCGAUAAGUGCCUGUAUCUAAAACCCACAACCCUGGAUGUACAGGAAAGAUAACAAAGGAUAAAGAAGAGUGCAAUGAUAAAUCAUUCUUUAAGUCAUGAAAUGCUUGUAAAGUUCAAAAAGAUACUGACAAAAACAAGUGUGUCUCAAAGACUGAAGAGUGGGGCUGUUUUAAACCUGGCCCACUCCACUCAGGGAAGUCUAUUGCUGUAUGUUUAUUGGAAUCAUGCACACAAACACACAGGCAAAAACACAGCCAACAGUGAAGAAGACCCACAAUGGAAAUCACAGAAGUACACACACACAUUCACAAAUACACUGACUUUGACUCUCGCACACUGUUCUCUUAGAGCUUUUGACUUUUGUAUAACCUUUUCCUGUCUCUCUCCUGUCCUGUUACUUUUUCUCUUGCGAACCACCUGUGGAAACAUGACUCGAUUUAAGAAAUAGUUGUAACCCCAGGAAGAUACUAGUUGAAGCAUGACGAGGAGACCAUUGUAGAAAAAAGGACAGCAUAUGGGACCAACAGUGGGGGAAGGCAGCAGGAUGGAUUCUGAGGCGUUCAUGUAACUGUUAACCAGCCUAAUCACCUCAUCUAACAUGGCUUGUAUAUUUAAAAACAAAUCUGCAGGCCAAGCAGCACAGAAUACCAGAUCACCAGCUAAAGCUCCUCUAACAAUCGUAAUGUUAAACUAAACCAGCAAACACACAUACAGACACAACACUGCCUUUUGCUCCCAAAUACACACACACACACACACUGUCCGGACCUCCAGCUCUCCCUGAAGUGGCAUCAUCCUCAGACUCUGACAGUGUUUAACGCUGCCAGGCCUGUGAGAGUCUGAGAGAGCAGGGAACACCUUAGACCUCACACACACUUACACUCACACACAGCCUAUCUAUGCCUUGUUUUUAUAGGAUGUAUAAAAGUGCAAACUGAGCUCUAAUAACACACAAACAGACUAUAUCUUUAUAUAUUCUAAAUAUUAUAAUUAAAUGAGUUACAUUUUAAAGACAGCCAUAGCAUUUUAAUGGUAAGAAUGAUUUUGUAAGUGGAUUUUUUUUUUUUUUUUUUUUUUGAAGUGAUAAGAAACUUGUUUAGUGAUAUACGGUUACAUGGAGGGUGGGUGGACAAGAUAAAGAGGGGUGGAGGUCCAGGUUUGUCUUGUAAAUUUGUUUCAUAGAAGAAACAAGCCACAAGACCAGCAUAGGAGUUCAAGAUACUGACAAUGACUCACUCUGCUGUUCACUGUAUUUUCAGCACGCAGCACUCUUCUUCUUCCUGUCUACACAGUCUAGCUUAUAGGGUUCUCCCAGGCUUGUGCUCUCCUGGCCCUAGGCCAUCUCUCCAGGCUCUCUGUGUGUGUGCUUAGUGUUAGCCAAUGGGUUAUUAGUUAAGUAGUAAUCCUGUCUUUUUUUUUUUAUUCCACUUAGCAUAAUGCUCCAAAGUUCACUGCAGCAAGGGGGAGGGGGUAAAGGGGUUAAUCAUUACUGUAUGAUAGCCUGGAACAUGUGAGACCCUGUCCUUAAAGGCCCCUCUCCUACAACUAUGCACAUUUACACAUACACAAAUGAUUAUGUCUAACAUCCUGGAGGCCAGGUCGUCGAGGGCUCUGAUUGGACACCAAGGCGAGCUGUGUUAAACAGCAGCCUGUCCCCUCCUGGCCAGCGACAAGUCAGAUCUAUUGCAGCGACCUGUGAGAUCGACAGCCUCCAGGCAGUCUGUGUGGCUGAGCUGAUUGAAUUUCCUCAUCAGACCCCUGUGGGCUGGACUGGAGCAUGUCACAACACACACACACACACACACACACAGACACACACAGACAGACACACACACACACACACACAGACAGACACACACACACACACACACACACACACACACACACACACACACACACACACACACACACACACACACCCAGUCCUGAGUCUGUACCUGAACUGAUAGCUGCCUUAUUACUACUUGUCAUAUCUCAGUAACAGAUGAGGAAUCUGUCUUACCUGCUCUGCACUCUUUCUCUCUCCUCUUUCCAUUUCCUUUUUUCCUCACUCUGUUUCAGGCAUUUGUCUGACGUCCCGCUAACUGAGGGGCAGUCUGACUCAGUCAUGAUAUUGCAGGGUAAAAAGAUUGACUGGACUCUUGAUUGUAACACAGGCUAUCUCUCGUCCUGUUCCUGGCCUCUACAGUCACUGAGUGGUAGAUAAACAGCACAGUUACAUUUCUCUAUCAGAAGAAGAAAGGUUUCUCAGUUUAUUUUUCUGAUGUUGAUAUUGAUUAUUGUUGGUGUUAUUAUUGUUCCCAUUGGGUUAUGUACCUUUCCAUCUGGCAUUAUUAUUAUUCCAUGGCUCUGUUAGCGGUUGCUUUUUAUGUUGUGUACAUCCUUUCUCUCUUUCAAACCUUGAAGCCCCAUAAACCAGAGAUGUUUUACUUAUAUUUAGUUUUUACAAAUGUAAAAUAACUCAAAUGUGUAAUAUUAAUUUUGAUGCUGACAGAAAAAAACACCCAGGGCAGAGAGAAGAAGGGCAGUGGCAAAGGAUUUUAUUUAGAGGGAGAGGGAGGAGUGAUUUUAUCUUUUUGUCAUGUAUUGUAAUUUUUGUUUUAUAAUGUUACUAUUAUCUCUCUCUUGCUCUUGUAAAUUUUUUCUUGUUUUUUUUUCUUGGGGGGGGGGGUUAUAUUUCAAAAGAAGAAAAAAGAUGUGUAUUGUUCGACUCUGUAAAGGUCUAUCUUCCCCCUCUUUCAGUCUCUUCUUUUGCCUUGUCUCCCCCGAGCAGUUACAUAACACUCAGAUGGAGAGAUGAGAGUUAAUACCAUGAUGUAACAUUGAAUUUCUCCACUUCUUUAGUGUUUUUUUCCCAAACUUGUAAUUAAGCUGUAAUCAGGGUUAAUUAAAACUGGUUAAAACCCAAUAUGAA
Labrus bergylta (ballan wrasse) is the source of this 5907-nucleotide messenger RNA. The record is from RefSeq and is a predicted model, not a curated record. Lineage: Eukaryota; Metazoa; Chordata; Actinopteri; Labriformes; Labridae.